AUGUCGUCCCUACCGCAAAGACCCGCCGGCCCCGUCCGGACUCAGUCGGCCAGCAGCUUCGCCGGUGCCUUUGACGUAGCUCGCCACAAACUCGACAAGCAGCUCGACAAGGAGAUGCGCAACGAGCUCAAGAGCCUCGCCCUUGUAGAAUCCGACUCCUCCACACCGACCAGCCCCGGAUCCCUGGCAUCAGAUUCCGGCUCCGGCACCCCCAACAGCCCCGGAUCACCCUUGACUGCCGCCCUCACACCCCUCGCAGAUCCCGAUGUUGCUGAGGAUUUUGCAUUUGCGUUCGACAUUGACGGCGUCCUCAUCCGCGGAGGCAAGGUCAUCCCCGAGGCAGUCGAGGCCAUGAAGGUCCUGAACGGCGAGAACAAGUAUGGAGUCAAGGUACCCUACAUCUUCCUGACAAACGGCGGCGGCAAGACCGAGGCCGAGCGUUGCAAGGACCUCUCGGGCCAGCUCGAGAUCGAGGUGUCGACCGGUCAGUUCAUCUGCGGCCACACGCCGAUGAGGGAGCUGGCCGAGGAGCACCGCACCGUCCUGGUCGUCGGCGGGGAGGGCGAGAAGUGCCGCGAGGUUGCCGAGGGCUACGGGUUCCGGGACGUCAUCACCCCCGGCGACAUCAUCAAGGCCAACGCCGCCACCGCCCCCUUCCGCAAGCUCACCCCUCAGGAGCACUCCAACUCGCGCGACCUGCUGGCCCGCACCGGCGGCGACCUUUCCAAGAUCGUCAUCGAGGCCGUCUUCGUCUUUGCCGACAGCCGCGACUGGGCCAGCGACCUGCAGAUCAUCCUCGACGUCGCCAUGAGCAAGGGCGGCCGCCUCGAGACCAGGUCCGAGACCUUUGACGAGGGCCCCCCAGUCUACUUCAGCCACAACGACACCCUCUGGGCCGCGCAGCACGAGCACGCCCGCCUGGGUAUGGGAGCCCUCCGCCGCAUCGUCGAGGUCGUCUUCUCCGACGUCACCGGCGGCAAGGGAACCCUCCGCGCCCACUCGUUCGGCAAGCCUCAGGUUCCCACCUUUGAGUUCGCCACGCGCCUUCUGCAGCGCUGGCGCGAGGACCGCCACGGCCUCACCUCGGGUGCCCCUCCGCCCGAGACCGUCUACUUUGUCGGCGACACCCCGGAGAGCGACAUCCGCGGCACCAACGCCAUGGACGCCGUCAGCGACAACGAGUGGUACUCCAUCCUGGUCAAGACGGGCGUCUACCAGGACGGCACCGUGCCCAAGUAUGUGCCCCGCGUCACCGUCGACACCGUCCUCGACGCCGUCAACCACGGUAUCGAGAGGGAAAUGGAGAAGCGCAAGGCCGCGGCGCUGGCCGCGCCCGUUGUUGCGGCUGAGAAGGGAGCAAAGAUGCAGUUGACCGAGCAGGAGAACGCCGUCGAGCACCUCGAGGUUGUUGUAUAG
Molecule: messenger RNA, 1416 nt
Organism: Pyricularia grisea
Lineage: Eukaryota; Fungi; Ascomycota; Sordariomycetes; Magnaporthales; Pyriculariaceae
Exons: 2
Coding region: 1-1416 (471 amino acids)
Biological process (GO): glycerophospholipid biosynthetic process
Cellular component (GO): mitochondrion
Source: RefSeq, a predicted model, not a curated record